Sclerotinia trifoliorum is the source of this 1150-nucleotide messenger RNA. Lineage: Eukaryota; Fungi; Ascomycota; Leotiomycetes; Helotiales; Sclerotiniaceae. The record is from the annotation of a GenBank genome assembly.
CUUUAACUUACAUCUCAUAAUCAAACUUUGAUCUACGCUAAGAACUCUUCCCUAAUUUCGGAAGGCCGGUCCUUCAUCCCCCCAUUCGUUCCACAGUGAUGGCAUUCCGAACCAUAACCUUUCUUCAAUUCUUUCUAUACAUAUCAUCCAUACAUUCUUUUCCAUUUUCCUUUCUAAACCUCAAACAUAUCAACACGAGAGAUCUAUCCGCUGUAGCAAAUGAAUUGGGUACAUUAGGAAGUGAUCUCACCGAUCCCAGCACGCUGAAAACUUUCCUUGGUAAUAAGGGCAAUGUGAUUACGCAGAAUGAUGUAUUAGACAGUAAUGGAAGUUGUGCCACGAUGACAGUUUUAUUCGCUCGAGGAACGGGAGAAGUCGGUAUGUAGCGAUCCCAGCCUCACAGCGGGAGAAGGGGAAGUAUAUACUGUAGAAAGAGCGAAGCUAAUAAAUAAACGACUAGGAAAUGUGGGAGUAUUGACCGGCCCUCCAUUUUUCACAGCUCUAGCUGCGUAUAUGAAUCAAACAGGAAGCAUGGCAAUCCAAGGCGUCGACUACGCAGCCACCGUCUCCGGGUUUCUAGCAGGUGGUGAUCCCGCCGGUGCUAAAACAAUGUGUGUAUCCAUUCCUCCCAAACUCAAUUAAUCACUAACUGGACCAACUUCCAGGGCUAGCCUUAUAAAUAAUACUCUCACCACUUGUCCCAACACCCAUCUUACCGUAUCCGGCUACUCUCAAGGCGCACAACUUGUUCAUCUUGCCAUGAGUUCGCUUUCCGGCACUAUUGCCUCGCGCAUCAAAUCUGUCGUCAUGUUCGGAGAUCCGAUGAAUGGUACAGCGCUUAAUGGUGUUGAUGCUAGUAGAGUAAUGACUUUUUGUAAUCCUAAAGAUGAUAUCUGUAAAGGGAGGGAUGUGAUACUCCCAGCUCAUCUGGAAUAUAGUGCGUAUGCGGGAACUGCCGCUAUGUUUGCGCUGAGUGGGUUGGCGGAUGUAGGGAUUACGAGUGCAAGGAAGGUUAGCGGAGUUGGCGGGAUUAUGUCUUGAGUAUUUCAUGCCUGCCUAUGGGAGAAAAGUGAAGAUAUGCAAAAUGAAAAGAUUAUCUUUGGGUAAAUGAUGUUUAAGACUUUAAACUAACAAAGUUGAGUUUAUUUCU